This is a messenger RNA of Candidozyma auris, 1953 nucleotides long. RefSeq lists its product as uncharacterized. Gene Ontology annotation, molecular function: transmembrane transporter activity. The coding region runs from base 1 to 1953 and encodes 650 amino acids. NCBI's taxonomy places the organism in Eukaryota, Fungi, Ascomycota, Pichiomycetes, Serinales, Metschnikowiaceae. The record is from RefSeq and is a predicted model, not a curated record. The transcript has a single exon. Gene Ontology annotation, biological process: transmembrane transport.
AUGCAGAAGGAAGUGAAAAAAUAUUCCGGCAGCUCCUUAGAGCUGAGUUCAAGCGGCCAUGACUCGGCAGAGUCAUCAGAGAAACGUCUCAACGUCGAGGAGAGUCAGGAGGGAAUUAAGCGAUUCUCCACCGAUGUAGUCGAAAACUGCCAAGGUGGUAGCGAAUCUGAAGCUGAAACUGAUGUCAAGAUCGUCAAAGACAGAGGUGUUCAUAGGGUGGAGGCUCUCAUGAAAAUUCUUUACGCUACCAAGAAUGGUCUCCAAGUGAGAACCAUCUUAGGAGUUUCCAUCCUUUUAUGUGCUUGGGCUUCGUCUUUAGACAUGCAGGUUACCAACAGCAUGGCGCCAUGGGCCACUUCCGCUUUUAACAAGCACUCUAUGGGUCUUGGAGCUCUUGCAAUUGCUGAUAGAAUUAUCAGUGCUGUUUCGAGACCAGUUUGGGCUCAGAUUGCCAAUAUUAUAUCUCGUCCUUUCACGUAUUUGAUCUCCAUAAUCUUUUAUGUCCUUGGCUACAUCAUUGUUGCUUCGAGUCACACGAUAUCUGCUUACAUAGUGGGAAGUGCCCUUGCUGCAACAGGAAGCUCCGGCGUUGGGUUCUUAAACAGAGUUAUCGUCGCUGACAUGACGACUUUAAAAUGGAGGGGGCUUGCUACUGAACUUUUAUCGGCUCCAAAUAUUAUAAACAUUUGGUACGCAGGCUAUAUUGUUAAGGAUUUGGGCUCUGGAAGCUGGAGAUGGGGCUAUGGAAUGUUCUGUAUAAUUAUGCCCGUCGUUCUUGCUCCAGCCACAAUUCUCAUGUUCCACUACGAGAGAAAGGCUCACAAGGAGCUCGACAGAGAAGAAAUCACCAAGUAUAAAGAGAACGUUGGCUUCAAAAAAAACUGGAAAAAACUCACUUGGAGAGUCAUUGCUGAAGUUGACCUACUCGGUCUACUUCUUUUGGGAUUCUCUUUUUCAUUACUUUUGUUACCAUUUUCUUUGUACAGAGGUGCAGAAAAGCAGUGGAGAAACCCCAGCUUGAUUGCCAUGUUUAUUGUCGGUGGAAUCCUCUUUUUUUUCUUCAUCAUUUAUGAGUUCAAAUACGCCUCCUAUCCAAUUCUUCCCAAAAGAUGUUUCAACCGUACCCUUGUGUCAGCAAUCGUUGUUAGUUUUAUGUUCCAAGUUGCCGGCAGGAUCAUUGCCCUUUACGAAUCAUCCUACGCUUUAAUCGUCAAGGACUGGGACGACCAAUAUUGGACUUACUACAACAAUGCAAACACAAUGGCUAUUUGUGUGUUCGGCAUCGUGUCUGGAAUUUGCAUGCGUAUCACUCGUACAUACAAGAGCUACCAAUAUUUGGGGAUAAUAUUGUGUAUGAUUGGAGCAGGUAUCAUGAUAGAGGGCAGAAACACUAGUACCAAAACGGUGACGAUGGUGUGGUCGAGCAUUCUUCUUGGUAUGGGUAACGGCUUUAGUGCUCCUGGAACAAGCGUCGCGUUGCAAGCAUCUAUUCCUCAUGGAGACUUAGCAGUGUGCAUCUCGUUUUUGUUGUUGACAUCUUCCAUCGGUGCUUCAUUAAGUUCGGCAAUCGCCACCGCUAUUUGGCAAGCGAAAAUGGAGGAUGCUUUGAGGAAAUACAUGCCUGCAACCGUAUCGGACCAGCAAGUGAGAAAAUUCUUUCUCAACAUAGUUGCCCUCCGCAAGUUACCCUUUGACAGUGAGAUAAGACAGGCUGGAAUCAAAGCCUACAGAGAGGUCAACUUUUAUUUCUAUCCUAUCUCCAUCGGAUUGCAGGUUAUACGUCUUGUCGCCGUAUACUUUCAGAGAAGCUAUUACCUUGGCGACAAUCACAAUGCUGUUGAGGACGAGAACGGCAUUCCAAUUCCAAAUGAGGAGAGGAGAAUGAACGAGUCUCCCAUUGUGAGCAACGAGAAGACAAUUACUUGGAAGCAGAAGCUUGCUCGUAUUUUCUGA